CCUAAUUACAACAUCUGUAACAACAACAAGCGAAAUAACAACAGAAGAAGAUACACAACCGGAAACAACUUCUAUCACAGCGAAAACAGAAUAUACUCAAAACGCGGGGAUAACUAGUAACAUUGAAAGAGAAACAACUGACGCAGUGAAAGUCACCAAGCCAGAUUUCCAUAUAAAAACAGAUGCCUCCCAUGGAACAGAUGACCAAAAUAACAGACAAGACAGCACUAACCCAGUAGUUACGGGGCCUUGGAUUGUUUUCACUAAUGACAGUGUUAAGUACACCAGUACUCAGAAAACUACUCAGAAAAUUACUCGGAAAGGAAUAACUCCUGAGUAUAACAGUACUAGAUACAACAGAAGUAGGGUCGAUAAUACUGUGGCCAUUGGAAGGUGGAGACACCAUGGCACCGAAAUACAGGCAGAAAAUCAUCAAUGAAACAUUCCUACACCUAAUAUUCAUAAUAUUACCAAUUUACACAUGUGGAGGUGGAGGAUCUACUACAACUACUUUGAACACUGAUCCUUUUGUCGACCGCGGCCAGCUUUUCAGUAAUUUAAAGAAGGAGUCAUUCAUUAUACAAUCUGUGGAUAUAAUGAAUGGACAACCAGAGAAUAUUUACUUCGAGGUGAUGUAUAACGUAUAUUAUAUUGGAAUUACGACUGAUAAUGAAAACCUCUUUCAGAAUCUCGACGCCACAGAAAGAUUGUCGCAGCUGGUGAAACAACGUAACAUUUCAGUUAAUAUAUCAGUUUACAAUACAGAAGAAGAAACAGAAUACAUGUGUGCAACAAUACAACUGAAAACCAACGAUGUUAAGUGUGCCGAUGGAGUUGUAGGCCAUAGGUUGAUUAUAUCACCUGCCAAUGUAUAUUUCACGUUGAUUGUUUACGGUAUGCGCUCUUUGUAUGAUAUAAAAGCGAAAUUUAGCCACCACAUAGAAAAUGGUACAUAUCCGAUGAAAUGGGUAGAAUCGGGGAAUCCGUCGUCAAGGGUGAGGAACGUUACCUUGAAUAAUGAAUAUAGGAUAAGUGGCUUGCAGUUGCACAAACAGUACAACAUUAAAGUACAGACAUGUGAUAUAAAUAUAAAGCUCACAAUAACGUUCAUCCACACACUGUCUGAUGGUAAACUGAAAGACUUCAAGGAAUUUUCUUAUGCGUGCAGCUGGAAAACUUUUGGAGUUCAUGUUUGGUUAUUGUCAAUCGCAACAGAAAUAGUUCCUAAAAUCUCGACCACAAUGACUUUGAACAAUAACGCAGUGAAAACAGGAAAUAUAAGCAUUCAGAUUCCAUCGAAUAUAAUUCAGCCAAAUUCAAUUAGAAUUGGUUACACAGAUAUAUUUAUAUUACCAUUUAUUGAUUGCAUAGACGCUAAAUCAAUAGACGUGAAAAACUCUGGGCGAAGGAAUUAUAGCCUAAUCAAUAUGAAUAUUACCAGCUCAGAAUGCCAUCACAGCUAUCAAAUGGUACACGGAGAAGUCUUGACCAAACAAAAGUAUUGGAUAAACUCUUACAAUCAGAGAGACAUAAAUGUUACGGCAAUGACUGGUGACAUUGGAACUGAUGAUGGUAUCAACAUAUUACUGUAUUAUGUUGAUUACAAAUAUCACUAUACUUUAGACACCGAAAAUGAUGACUUCGAAAACAACAUGUUAGAUGUGUUCAGUUUAAAAUCUGCUUCAUUGUAUUUACUCAAAUGCAUCGAAGUGGAAAGUGUAACUCCUACAACACAGUGGAUAAUGGAGAGUAUCAGCGUUAACGAUGAAGACCAAGAACUGAUAAGCUAUACACAUAAUGCGACUCUAAACGAAAGUGUUCUGUACUGCAAGGAUCAAGCGAGCGGAGAUGUCAUGUGGACAGUGAUUGUUUAUGAUGAGGGGGAACCCAGUGUUAAUGCUACGUCAAUAAAACUUAUUGGCUCAAACAAGAGUGAGCAAUUCUAUUUUUUAAGUUAUAAGGAAUAUCAGGAAAAUAACUCUUCUGGGUUGGAAGAAACAUUUAACAUCUCCAUUUCUGAUGUCGGAAGACUUGUUGCUGUACAACUUUGGAAAUAUCAUCACUUUCGGAAUAUUCAUGUAAUUUUGAAGAAAGAAACAGUGGAAUACAGUUUUCAUUCUACCAGCUGUAAUGUAAGAACCAUCACGUUAUUUGAUUGGCAUUGUGAUACACAAAUAAAUGUAACAGAUCUUUUUGAAUUAUGUUUAAUGAAUGACACUUGCGACAAAAACCAGUUUUCCGAAUUAAUUAAUAUUGAAUCAGUUUGGCUGCUUGAAAUAACAGGCUUAGAAAUUGCAAAUGUGGAUUUGCGGAACAACAGAGAUUAUAGCAGCAGAGUUAACUUAAAUGUGAAUACGACAGAAACAAAAUCACAGACUAUGCUUUGUCUAAGUCAUCAACUGUUUUCUGAUAUUAGAACUAUUCUUAUUGACAACUGUGACGUUGGUAACAUUAGUAUUAAAUUGACCUUGUUAGUUCGCAACGUAUCUGUCAUAUAUUAUGCGACAAGAAUCGGGCAUCAUUGUGACUGUUGCCAGUGGUAUGUAAGUGAUAUUUUACCGGAGAUAACGACAGCCCAACUAACAGAAGAAAUAACUACUGUUAAUACUGACUCUACACCCCAAACGGAUAAUAGUGUUAGCACAAAUUCAGAAACAUCUGUUACCGAAGAAAGUGUAAGCGAAAUCACCACACCGGUGGCAUUAGUUACAUCUCCCGAACUAAUAACUACUGAAGGAGAUCUAAGCGAGACCACCGAACCAGAGACUACAGCAUUACUAACAACUGAAAGUGAGAUAUUUACAUCAACAGUCUCACCAUUCUCUGAAACCGAGCCUAUUUCUCCAGCAAACACAACACUGUGUCCAUGUGAGUGUGAAAACGAACGACACAACCUAACCCAAAAGGAACUCGAAAAAAAGCUACUUGAGAUUGUUUCGGAGUUAUCACUUCUGCGAAAUUCAACUUCUAAAUACAUCCGUUCUAAAGUUAGUAUGCCAGACGCACGAUUAUCUUCGACAUGUAUUGGCGCUAUCGCUGUCCUUGUCAUUAUCAUACCAUUUACAAUGAUAAUUUCUAUAGACGCCCUAUAUCUUUUCAAAUGGCUCUACGGCGUAAUUAUGAGUUAGAACUAUUUCAGCUCUAUGU
This is a messenger RNA of Octopus sinensis (East Asian common octopus), 3147 nucleotides long. RefSeq lists its product as uncharacterized. NCBI's taxonomy places the organism in Eukaryota, Metazoa, Mollusca, Cephalopoda, Octopoda, Octopodidae. The transcript is spliced from 18 exons. Gene Ontology annotation, molecular function: protein binding. The coding region runs from base 405 to 3128 and encodes 907 amino acids. The record is from RefSeq and is a predicted model, not a curated record.